Molecule: messenger RNA, 3690 nt
Organism: Parastagonospora nodorum SN15
Lineage: Eukaryota; Fungi; Ascomycota; Dothideomycetes; Pleosporales; Phaeosphaeriaceae
Exons: 2
Coding region: 1-3690 (1229 amino acids)
Biological process (GO): circadian regulation of gene expression; entrainment of circadian clock by photoperiod
Cellular component (GO): dynactin complex; nucleus; cytoplasm
Molecular function (GO): DNA binding; FAD binding
Source: RefSeq, a predicted model, not a curated record
AUGGCUCAGCCGUUCCCGUACACGUACUACGCGUGCGACUGCUACGACAGCAACACGUCGACAUCGGCCCAACGCGCCUCGCACAUGGUCGCCGAGGCAGACGAAGAGGACGGCACCUUUGACCCCCGAAACCCGCGAUCGAACUACGCCUUGUAUCCGCUCGAGCACCUGCUGUAUUGCGAAGACUGCCAGCAAAUACGCUGCCCGCGCUGCGUCAUAGAGGAGACGCUGAACUGGUACUGCCCAAGCUGCCUGUUCGAGGUGCCCAGCUCCGUGGUCAAGAGCGAUGGGAACCGAUGCACGAGGAAUUGCUUCAACUGCCCUGUGUGCAUAUCGCCCUUGACAGUAAACUCAAUCGAGAACCCGGAUGCGCCCUCGGCUACCGGCGGACCAUAUAUCCUGGCGUGCCCGUACUGCCACUGGAGCACCAUCGAGACAGGCAUCGAGUUCGACAAGCAUACAGGCGUCUACGGCCAGCUGGCCCGCAUAGCAAAUGGCGGCAAGCCCCUGCCCACACAGAGGGAGCGCGACAAGGAGCGCGAGCGCCGGAAAGAGAUGCAGGCCAGGCAACGCGACUCAAGGAUUCUGCUUUCACUAUCCGAGGACUCUCCAACAUCCGAUGCAGACAAGUUCAGCUCCACCCCCAGCCGGGAAGACCUGUUCGCCAACUUGAGCGCUUUCUACAAGUCGCAACUCGAGGCCCAGACGCCAUCAAAUCCCUUUUCAGCGCAUGACCUCAACUUCUCCUCACCGUCCGCCUACUCUCGAAUCAUGAACCUGUACUCGUCUGCAGGUGCCAAGAAGCAGAAACGGGCAAAGCCAACACCGAUGCGAGAGGCUGCAUCAGAGCUCGAGGGCUUGGCCGUGUACGAUAUGGCCUCAGACAAUGCCGCUAUAGAGCGCAUAAAGAGGGACGGAUGGGGCACCACGCUCUCGCAGACUCAGAAGCUGGCCCAAAUCGACCCAAAUGUACAGUUCGAUGAUCACCUGCGGCCGAUUGCAACACUACUCUGCACGAAGCGUUCCAAGCGAUGUCGCUCAUGCAGACACAUCCUGUCAAAGCCCGAAUCAAAGAUCACAUCUACUCGCUACAAGAUCAAGAUCCUGGCUUUGAGCCACAUCCCCCGUCUGAGUAUCCGCGCGUUACCAAACGCCUCCGCGCCUUCCGUUGCACCAACACCUGGGUCGUCGUCAACAGGACAGACACCAUUCAAUUACAACCACCUACGCUCUGGCAUUGCAUCUCACUUCCUGCUGCAACUCAGUAACCCACUGUUUGACACCAUUCGUGUCACGUUAGCGACACCAAGUACUACACCUGGCAAAGUCCAAAGUCGCGUCACAAUCCUCUGCCCGCAGUUCGAAGUCGGUGCCAACACCGACGUAUGGGACGAUGCGCUCUCCACUUCUGUACCUUCUGCAAGUCGCGGAUCCGCCGCCGACGGCCAAAUAGAGGCCGGCAAAGUCUGGGACCGCGGUCGCAACUGGACCAGCGUGGUUAUCGAAGUAGUGCCUGGCUUCCUGCACCCAAUUUCCGGCUUCGGUCAGGCGCCUGAGGAGCUUGAUGAAGAUGAAGAUUUGCUUGAGAUACCUAUAUUCGUAAGACUUGAGUUUGAGACGGAAGCGAAUGCCGAGGACAGAGGGCUGGGUGAUUCACGGGGUUCAAAGGGCGAGAAGGAGCGAAGGGAAGAGGCGUUCUGGACGGUGAUUGGGGCAGGGCGGAUCGCGCCGAUAACCGAUCUGCGACUGCACGACUCACCUGCUCUCAAAGCUGCCUUGGACUUGAAGCCAGAAUGCCUAUACCCCAUAUGGACCUGGGAUCCGCACUACGUCUAUCGUGCUCGUGUCGGAUCCAAUCGCUGGCAAUAUCUCAUCGACUGCCAGAACGAUCUUUCGCAGUCAAUAACAAAGCUGAACCCAAAGUCGAAAUUGUUCCUCAUCCGAGAAGCGCCUCAGACCUUAUUUCCGAAGCUCUUCAAAGCAUGGAAGAUCACGCAUCUAGUUUUCGAAAAAGACACGGAUGCGUACGCAAGAGAGCGGGAUGAGAAGGUCAUGGAGAUUGCGAAAGAGGCAGGUGUGGAAGUCGUUAUCAAGGUUGGACGGACGCUGUAUGAUCCUGAUGAGUUAGUCAAGGAGAACAACGGGAAACCAACUAUGAGCAUUACUCAAGUUCAAAACGCUGGCAAGAAGAUUGGGGCGAUUCCAAGACCGAUACCUGCGCCCAAGACACUCCCGGACCCAGGCAAGACCGACUUCAACUUUGACCAGGAAAAGCCGGCCCAGGAUCCUGACAUCAACGCUGUCCAACGUGACGGAGACGAGGCGUCCUACUCCACUCUCGCAGGCCCCAAUGGUGACUUCGCCGUGCCCACAAUGCAAGAGCUGGGCCUGAAAGAAGCCACAACCCAACACCGCGGCGGCGAAACCCUCGCCCUCAAAACGCUCGACGAAACCAUCGCCAACUCAGAAUACACUGCAACCUUCGAAAAGCCCAAAACCGCCCCCACAGCCUUCUCCCCCCAAUCCACCACCCUCCUCUCCCCACAUCUGCACUUCGGCUCCCUCAGCGUCCGCGAAUUCUACUGGCGCGUCCAAGACAUUGUGACAUCGUUUAAAGGCAAGGCUUCGCAGCCCCCGGCCUCCUUGACUGGCCAGUUGCUCUUUCGCGACAUGUACUUCGGCGCGCAGGCCGCGCUGGGCUAUUCCUUCGGGCAAACAUACAAUAACCCAGCCUGCCGCUUUAUCCCCUGGCACCUGCCAUCUGCCAUUGAUCCCGCCACGAAUCUCAUCACAGGCAAAUACCUCGUCGACUCUGCGCUCGCCGAGUCGCACUUCCAACGCUGGAAACACGGCCGCACCGGCUUUCCCUGGAUCGACGCCCUGAUGCGCCAACUCGCGCGCGAAGGCUGGAUCCACCACCUCGGCCGGCACGCCGUCGCGUGUUUCCUGACGCGCGGCGGGUGCUACAUCGACUGGGAGCGCGGCGCCGAGGUCUUCGAGGAGUUCCUGAUCGACCACGAGUCCGCGUGUAACAUUGGAAACUGGCAAUGGCUCUCGUGCACGGCGUUUUUCGCCCAGUUUUUUCGCUGCUACAGCCCUGUCGCCUUCCCCGCCAAGUGGGAUAAAAACGGCGAUUUCGUGCGCAGAUACGUGCCUGAACUAGCUCACUUUGACAAGAAGUUCAUAUACGAGCCGUGGAAGGCGCCCAUUGCGGAUCAGAAGAAGUGGGGGUGUAGGAUUGUGGAAUCUGUUGAUGGAUAUGUGCAGGAGGGCGAGUAUCCGAAACCCAUGCUGGAUUUCAACGAGAGGAGGGACACGUGCAUCCAGGCGAUGAAGAACGCGUAUCGUGUGGGGCUGUAUGGAAAUGAUCCCAAGGUGCUGGAUGGGAGUUGGAGGAAGCUUUUUGAGGAUGGGGCGGAGGGGCCGACGGAGGGAACGCAGGGGCCGCCGGGGGCGAUGGUGGAGCAUGAGGAUGUGGAUGGGGAGGAGCAUGAUGCGCCUGAACCGUUGAGUCCGAAGGAUGCAAAGAAGGUGGCGGCGAAGAGUGAGAAGAAGGUUGCGCCGAAGAGCGAGAAGAAGGCGGCGCCAGGGCAUAAAAGAGAAGCAAGUCAGAGUACGUUGGAUGGUAUGGUGACGAGGAAGAAGGGGAAGAAAGAAGAAGUGUUUCCAAACGAUACGCAUUUUGGCUGA